ACGCGGACUUGAUCAAUCAGUUUCCUUUCAUUCUCCCUUCUCUCUUUCCUCUACCUCCCACCACCACCCCAACAAUUAAUCAGGAAAAAAACACAGGUCAAUCUGUGAGUUUGAAAGACAUUUACGGGAGCGAAGAUAAGCACAAAUGGGAGACAAUCCUGUUACUUUCCUCCUACAGUACUUGCCCGAGGUACUCAAUCGAGAAGCAAAUUUCCUUCGUGGAGUGGAGGAUCAAGUCAAGUCACUUCAAAGGGAGCUCAGUCUGAUAAAUAUCUUCCUUGAGAACUCUGUAGGGGAACGGAACGAGCAUCCAAUAGUGAGGGAGGUAGUCAGGCAAAUCAGGGACGUUGCUCACGAGGCUCACGAUGUUAUUGACACAUUCAUCCUCAACGUUGCAAAACACAAGGGGAGGAGCACGGUGGGGAAGAUAUUGCAUAGCGUUACCCACGCAAAUAUGCUUCAUGAUGUUGGAAGGAAGAUCGAAGCCAUCGACACAGAAAUCAAAAAAAUCGACAAGAAUAGAGAAAGGUACGUCAUUGAAAGAACUGAAGCCAGAAGAUCUAGCGUAGAUGAGGCGGCGAAGGAACUGCACAGACGUAGGAGAGAAGUUGAGGAAGAUAACGUGGUGGGCUUCGUUCACCACUGGGAGACAUUGGUGACGCAACUUACUGAUCAAAUGAAUCCUAAGCUUGAUGUCAUUUCAAUCAUCGGAAUGGGCGGGUUGGGCAAGACCACUCUUGCCAUGAAAAUAUACAAAAAUCCUCGUGUCGUGAGCCACUUUAAUUGCCGUGUAUGGGUGUACGUAUCUCAAGAUUUCACAAUCAGAGAGCUGUUGGUUACAAUUUUAAAGGAGAUGGCAAUACCAGAUGAGUUGAGAAGGAGGCUGAAAUACUUGAGUGAGAAUGAGUUACAAAACAAGCUGUCCGAAUACUUGCAAGGGAAGAAGUACUUUGUAGUCAUGGACGACAUCUGGAGUUCAGAAGUCUGGAAUGAGGUACGAUCUGUUUUUCCUGAUAACUUUAAUGGAAGCAGAAUAUUGAUCACCAGCCGCAAUAAAAAAGUGGCUCUAGAUGCACGGCAUACUUCUGAUCCCUACCUUCUCCCAUUUCUUGAUCAAGAUGAAAGUAGGAAACUCUUACGUAGGAAGGUGUUCCAAAGGGGGGAUUGUCCUCGAGAGUUAAAAACUCUGUUGAGACAAAUGGCAAUAGGUUGUCGAGGCCUACCACUUUCCAUUGUAGUAUUAGGGGGCCUUUUAGCAAAAGUAGAGAAGACACACCGAACAUGGUCUGAAAUCUGUGGCAAUGUAAAUUGGCACCUUAGUGAAUGCAAAGACAUAUUGGCCUUGAGCUAUACCUACCUGCCUCGGCACUUAAAACCAUGUUUUUUGUAUCUUGGUGUAUAUCCAGAAGACUUUGAGAUCCCUGUAAAGCAACUGAUAAACCUAUGGGUAGCUGAGGGUUUCAUACAGCACACUGAUCACAAAGUAAGCUCAGAGAAAGUUGCGGAAGACUACUUGAAGGAGCUCAUUGAUCGAAGCUUGGUCCAAAUGGCUAGCGUAAGGACAAAUGGAAAAGCAAAGACAUGUCAUGUCCAUGAUCUUCUACGAGACUUCUGCAUAUCUAAGAGUGUAGAAGAGAAGUUUCUUGAGGUUCGUGAUGUUAAGAAUUUAUCCGCGAACGCAUCCCGCAGACUUUCCAUACAGGGUAGCAUUGAUCCAUAUAUUUCUUCUAACCCCUCUCACCCUACAUCUGCCCGUUCUUUGUUGUUUCGCGGCGAUGAUACAUAUAGCGGCUUUGAUCCAAACCACUGGAAAUGGGUCAAUGAAAACUUCAAGUUGGUUUGGGUACUUAGUUUCAAGCAUGUAGAUCUGUAUUCUAUUCCCACAAUGAUAUCACAAUUGAUCCAUUUGAGGUACUUGGGUAUAGAAUCUGAUGCACUGAAAGUUAUUCCGGAUUCCAUUUGUAACCUUGUGAAUCUAGAAACACUUGAUAUGAGAGGUACUUCUCUCAAUCGGCUGCCAAAAGGGAUAUGGAAACUGCGACGUUUAAGAAAUCUGUAUACCUCUGGGCCAGUGAGUUUACUUCACGAUUUGAACCCAAAAGUUGAAGCUAUGUGGAACCUCCAAGUCCUAUCCACUGUAUCGCUCGACCUACAAAAUGUGCCCCUGAUUGCCCCUACUACAAUAAGGAAAUUAGGAAUAUGGUUUGCGUCCAACGAGAGCAACUGUGGGGCAAUAGAUGUUUUUGAAAGUCUUCACCUGUUAGCUUAUCUUCAAACGUUGAAAAUUAUAAAUUGUUCAGAAUUUCCACGUUCGUUUCCAUUGACAAUCACCAAGAUAACCUUACGAGAAGUGUAUUUAGGAGUGGGUGGCGGAAUGAUAGUGCUCGGGCAACUUCCCAUUCUUCACAUACUAAAACUACGAAGUUGCUUCCUUUCUAACCUUGAAGUGGAUGCAGAACCCCCUCCUGGACUCAGAGUUAUUGCAGAUUCGUUUCCUGUACUCGAAGUUUUGAAAUUGGAAAAAUUGGAAAUUGAAAAUUGGGAACAGGGGAGAGGCGCAAGGCCACUCCUCAUGUGUUUGGUUAUCAAAGAAUGCAAUGAGUUGAAAAUGCUUCCUCGGGAAGAACUACAGAGUUUGAAUGCCCUGCGAGAUGUGGAGGUGUCAGGGAGUAACAUAUCUUUGAAACCGAUGCUUGAGGAAUUGCAGAGGAAUCUUGGGUUUAAUCUAAUGAUCAAAUAAUGACUUCAUUCGGAGAGAGCCAGCAUGCUGCAGAGAGAACUUCGACGGAAACGUAAUUGGUGUUCUGUUCCUUUCGACUGCUAGCUGUUGCAAGGCUCUCCUUUUUCUUCUUCUUUUCAAGGCUAUCUCAUUCAAUCAUGCAUACUUUUGUAACUUUUUGUGGCUUCACGUACUUUGUUGUUACCGUGAUUGUUGAAGUAGGACUAUGUUCUAAGGAAUUCUCUUCCAUUUAAUGCGGAGGACUUUGAAUUCUUAUGUUAGUGUGCAUAAUGUUGUAAAAGAGUUGUAUAAAUCUAGCAUUUUCCAUAUUUAUAAAUCUUGAGAUGAGUCUUCUUCUAUCUUCUUGUCUCUCUGUCGAUGAAGAGGUUGGAGGUUGUCUUUUAUAGAAUACAGCACUGUCAAUAAAUUGUUACGACCGCUGCACUGUCAGUCAGUGAAAUGAAGAUUUUUGGAGGACUCAAGAGUAAGAGGGCAGAGCAUUGAAGUUACUCCUUCAGUGGUGUGCUCAACCUUAAAUUCUCCUCACAAAUAGGUGUCCAAUUACAACGUACAGGAAAAAUUGGGCAAAAUCUCCUUUUGUAGGGCACUCCAGUCUGAUACUAAUAUUGAU
This is a messenger RNA of Alnus glutinosa, 3350 nucleotides long. Its product is annotated as putative disease resistance RPP13-like protein 3. NCBI's taxonomy places the organism in Eukaryota, Viridiplantae, Streptophyta, Magnoliopsida, Fagales, Betulaceae. Bases 146 to 2740 code for a protein of 864 amino acids. The record is from RefSeq and is a predicted model, not a curated record. The transcript is spliced from 2 exons. Gene Ontology annotation, biological process: defense response to other organism. Gene Ontology annotation, molecular function: ADP binding.